Molecule: messenger RNA, 912 nt
Organism: Drosophila nasuta
Lineage: Eukaryota; Metazoa; Arthropoda; Insecta; Diptera; Drosophilidae
Exons: 2
Coding region: 130-912 (260 amino acids)
Source: RefSeq, a predicted model, not a curated record
UCGAAUAAAAAUGUGCACCAAUUCUUUAAAUUUAAUUUGGACGAGAACAAAUCAAUUUGUAAUGUUUGUGGUAUUAAAUUGUCCGGUAAUCAUUCCACAAAUUUAAGACGGCACUUAACAACUAAGCAUAUGGACAUUUUCAAUGAGUGGAAUAAUUCUGGAUAUACAAAGUUAACACAAUGCGAAGAAAAACGAAGAAUAUCGUAUCAAACUAGUGAAAAAGCAAUUGUUUCUUCUUUGAUCAAAAUUGUAACCACAGACGGAAAACCAUUCAAAUUUCUAGACAGUGAAGGGUUCAACGAAAUAAUGGAUCCAAUAUAUAAUGCACUUGGCAUGAACUCUGUAACGUCGAGAAAUAUUAUGAAUUUUGUGUCAGUCAAAGAGCAGUUUGUCAAGGAAAAUAUAAGGGCACUUGCAAAGGGAAAGCUGGUGUCGCUGAAAAUCGAUGUUGCGACCAGAAUGGAUAAAGCUAUUCUGGGAAUUAAUUUGCAAAUGAUCCACGCAAGCCUGGCUAAAACCGAGAUUGUUGUGAAGACCUUGGGCAUGAUUGAGCUCGGGGAAUCUCAUACUGGAAUAUAUAUGAAGAAUAAAAUUCUAGAAAUCUUAGAUGAUUAUGACAUAUCACUUGAUCAGAUCUACAGCAUUACGUCUGAUAAUGGGCGAAACAUGAUAAAAGCCGUCCAGGUAUUAAAUGAUGCGACAGAGGAAUCCCUUUAUGAAGAAGACAUAGAAAGUGAGAAUCUUCUGAAUGAACUGGAUUCUAUUGAACUGGCUAAUAUACACCUAGUGAGAUGUGCAGCACACACUCUGCAACUGUGCGUAUUUGAUGUAAAUAGAACAAAGGAGAUCGCCGAUAAAAUAAGUGCCUGUCGCACAUUAUGCAAAUCGCUGCGCACAGAAACAUAUAGGUAA